This is a messenger RNA of Ostrinia furnacalis (Asian corn borer), 1269 nucleotides long. Its product is annotated as probable uridine nucleosidase 2. Bases 248 to 1258 code for a protein of 336 amino acids. NCBI's taxonomy places the organism in Eukaryota, Metazoa, Arthropoda, Insecta, Lepidoptera, Crambidae. Gene Ontology annotation, molecular function: hydrolase activity, hydrolyzing N-glycosyl compounds. The transcript has 8 exons. The record is from RefSeq and is a predicted model, not a curated record.
UGAAGAAAGCAUUGAAUUGUAAUACACUUUUUUCACUUUUUUCCUAAAGGCCGUUGCUGUUGUUAUGUAAUUAAGGACAAAGAAAUCCAAGAUUUACCUGACUAGAUUAUAAAGUAUCAUCUUGAGAUAAUAUUGCAGGUACUUAGUUGGUACUUAUUAUUGUUAUCAUUUCAAGGAAAAUCCGAUAUAAAACCUCAGUCACCUUUUAGUCUCUUCUUUGGUACACAGUGAUACAAAAAAUACUACAAUGAAAAGUGCUAUCAAAAUUAUAGUGUUUGUGUUAUGGCUUUCUUCAGUUUUGGCUAGAAGAGAAAAACGGGGUCCUAAACUUGUUAUAGACCAUGAUGGUGGCGCCGAUGAUGCUAUGGCAAUAUUUAUUGCGUUGCUUGAAGAAAAAUACUUCAUGGGACCUAAUGUUGUCGGGCUCACUACAGUCAACGGAAAUGUGAACGAAUCUCAAGUGUACAUCAACAGCCAGAGGAUCCUUGAUGUCGCCGAGAGAAGAGAUGUGCCAAUAUACAGAGGCAGUGCCGAUGCACUGGUCCUUGGCUAUUCUUCGGACGCCUACUUCGGAGUAGAUGGUCUAGGAGACAGCAAGAAUGUCAGCUACCGAGCCAUAAAAGCGGAGCCACUGGUGGCAGCUCUAGCUCUCAUUGAGUUCUCUAAGAAAUACGAAGGACAACUCAUAGUGGUCGCUUUAGCUCCGUUGACCAACAUUGCUUUGGCAAUCAAAAUUGAUCCCGAAUUCUUAACAAGACUAAAACAGAUCUAUGUUGGUGCCGGUCAUGUUUAUGAUGAAAACACCAAAACAGCAGAGUUCAAUGCGAAACUAGACGUAGAAGCAUACCACAUAGUCGCACAAUACGCUAGCAGUGACAAAGUGACGGUAGUUCCAUAUAAUCGAGUGAGAUACUCGUUGAAUGUGACUAGGGAAUGGCGCGUAAAGCAACUUGGCAGAAUAAACACAAAGAUAAUGCAGGAACAAAACAAAUUCGAACAAGUGUCUAUACCAAAGAGCACUCUCUGGCGACUACUAGAUCCGGCCGUUAUGAGCAUGGCCCUAGAUAACAGCAUAAUUGAGGACAUAAGACUUACUGAUAACGGAAUUAUUUUAUGUGGCGAGAUGAGAGGAAUCAACACCAAUAACUUCACGUCUGAUAGUGGAAAUAAUAUGAAAUUAGUUUAUGACUCUAAUGAAGAUGAAUACAAAAACUUUCUUUUGAGAGUAUUUUCGGCUGAUCAGAACAGAAUAAACUAAUUUUUGUUCCU